CAUUUGCGAAGAUGAAAACACAUUGACGUGUUGUUGUUGACAGCACAAUAUUCGAAGGUUUCGUUUGAGGAUAUGUCAUCUUUGGGGACCGGCUUAUUGCUCGGUAGGCUUGCUCUUGUCACUGGUGGUGGCAGUGGUAUUGGACGGGCGACAUCUUUGGCUCUGGCAAGAGAGGGUGCUAAAGUUGCUGUUGCAGAUAUACACUUUGCUAAUGCAGAGCAGACUGUACGAGAUCUAGGUCAGAUUAAUGACAAAUAUGCACCAUUCCAAGUAGAUGUUUCCCAAGAAGGAGAUGUGCGAAAACUCUUUGACAGUAUCGUGUCUCGCUUCUCCGUGGCUCCCAGUAUCGUUGUCAACUCUGCAGGGAUCACCCGUGACAACAUGCUGCUACAGAUGGAAGUCUCCGACUUUGACAGAGUGAUCGCCGUCAACUUAAAAGGAACGUGGCUCGUCUGCCAGGCAGCUGCACGACUAAUGAUUGACAACAACGCUAGCAACUGCUCCAUCAUCAACAUCUCCAGUAUUGUAGGCAAGGUCGGUAACAUCGGCCAGACCAACUACUGUGCGUCGAAGGCGGGCGUCUUGGGCCUCACGAAGAGCUUGGCCCUCGAACUGGUCAAGCAGAAGAUACGCUGUAAUGUGAUACAACCUGGGUUCACUCAGUCACCGAUGACAGGGAAGCUUCCAGAACGGUUCAAGGAUAAAAUGUUGCAGAUGGUGCCUAUGAGGCGCAUGGGUACUGCAGAAGAAGUGGCAGAGGUGGCAAUCUUCCUUGCAUCAGACAGGUCAAGCUACAUGACUGGGGCUACUGUAGAGGUUACUGGAGGGCUGGCACUGUGAUGCAUGUAUUUCCAACAGCAGAGCUAUAGAGAUAUGCCUAAUGAUUUCCAACUGUAAAUCGUGCCUCUACAUUUCAAUUAACACACCAGUAUUAAUCAUCAAUUAGUAUAGAGCCAAUGGAAAUGGGUACCAGGUUGUAUGCUACAGAAGAUUCUUAAUGAGAACACUGGUGUGUAUAUAAAUUCCAAAAUUAUUUGUACAAUUUACCAUA
Messenger RNA from Priapulus caudatus, 1051 nucleotides. RefSeq names its product estradiol 17-beta-dehydrogenase 8-like. The transcript is spliced from 5 exons. The coding region runs from base 73 to 840 and encodes 255 amino acids. Gene Ontology annotation, molecular function: oxidoreductase activity, acting on the CH-OH group of donors, NAD or NADP as acceptor. NCBI's taxonomy places the organism in Eukaryota, Metazoa, Priapulida, Priapulimorpha, Priapulimorphida, Priapulidae. The record is from RefSeq and is a predicted model, not a curated record.